This is a messenger RNA of Aureococcus anophagefferens, 396 nucleotides long. RefSeq lists its product as hypothetical. The record is from RefSeq and is a predicted model, not a curated record. The transcript has a single exon. Gene Ontology annotation, biological process: regulation of DNA-templated transcription. Gene Ontology annotation, cellular component: nucleus. Lineage: Eukaryota; Pelagophyceae; Pelagomonadales; Pelagomonadaceae. Gene Ontology annotation, molecular function: RNA polymerase II cis-regulatory region sequence-specific DNA binding; DNA-binding transcription factor activity, RNA polymerase II-specific. The annotation marks the transcript as partial.
AUGGAGUGCCCUCCGGGGCGCCACGCGCCGGCGGCGCACCCGGGCCCCGGCGCCCCGAGCGGCGAGGCGUCGCAGCGGCGCGCCUGGAGCCGCAAGGAGGACGACGCCAUCGUGCGCCUCGUCAUGACGCACGGCACGAAGCGGUGGGCCGUCAUCUCCCAGGAGCUGAACAAGGAGCUGGCGGGGUUCCGGUCCGGCAAGCAGUGCCGCACGCGCUGGCUCAACCACCUCGACCCCGCGAUCAAGCGCGAGCCCUGGAGCGAGGGCGAGGAGUCCGUCAUCUACGAGGCGCAGCACCGGCUGGGCAACAAGUGGGCCGAGAUCGCGAAGCUGCUGCCCGGGCGCACGGACAACGCCAUCAAGAACCACUGGUACUCGACCAUGCGGCGCAACAUG